Messenger RNA from Frieseomelitta varia, 394 nucleotides. RefSeq lists its product as uncharacterized. The record is from RefSeq and is a predicted model, not a curated record. Lineage: Eukaryota; Metazoa; Arthropoda; Insecta; Hymenoptera; Apidae. The transcript has 3 exons. Bases 1 to 387 code for a protein of 128 amino acids.
AUGAACGAAUUUUGGAACGUUAAUGGCGUAGAAGGAUUCGCAGUACGUCAGUCGAACAUUGCCGGAAACUUACUCAGUACGGCGGCAGUCGAUCAAAAUAUACGUACUACGCUGCGUCGUGCCUCGCCUCGCCGGCAUGUCAACAAACACGGAGCUCACGACGCAAUUGAGGUACGUUCCCGAAGGCGAGCCGGGUCCCUCGGAUAUCCCGAACGAUCUUCUCGGGCCAACAACCCGAAAGCUCCAUUGUCGAAAAAGAAAAAUCGUGGGACUCCGGGAUACACGAGGGGACCGAUGAAAUUAUUUAUUCCCCAACGUCGACCAACUCUAUCUUCCAUCUCUUCGCUUCCUGACCCAAACGACGGCCACUCACCAGCUUCCACAUGACCUCGAC